This is a messenger RNA of Myripristis murdjan (pinecone soldierfish), 553 nucleotides long. It is a transcript of the gene rps20, whose product is annotated as ribosomal protein S20. The transcript is spliced from 4 exons. The coding region runs from base 155 to 514 and encodes 119 amino acids. Gene Ontology annotation, cellular component: small ribosomal subunit; ribosome. Lineage: Eukaryota; Metazoa; Chordata; Actinopteri; Holocentriformes; Holocentridae. Gene Ontology annotation, molecular function: RNA binding; structural constituent of ribosome. The record is from RefSeq and is a predicted model, not a curated record. Gene Ontology annotation, biological process: translation.
GGGAGAACCCGGAUGAGUGGUACAUAAUGCGAAACGGGCCUCUAUUCGUCCUUUUCUUUUAGCGUUAACCACGUUGUUGGUGUCUAUUCCUGGCUCACCGCUGUUCGCUUGAUUUUCUUCCGAAUAAGUCGGCCAGGGUUAAAAGUAACCAAUAAUGGCUUUCAAGGACAGUGGGAAAGCUCCUGUUGAGACCGAGGUGGCCAUCCACCGCAUCCGCAUCACUCUGACCAGCCGCAACGUCAAAUCUCUGGAGAAGGUCUGUGCAGACUUGAUCCGGGGAGCCAAGGAGAAGAACCUGAAGGUGAAGGGACCAGUCCGCAUGCCAACCAAGACUCUGCGAAUCACCACCAGGAAGACUCCCUGUGGUGAGGGCUCCAAGACCUGGGACCGCUUCCAGAUGAGGAUCCACAAGCGUCUGAUUGACCUGCACAGCCCGUCAGAGAUCGUCAAGCAGAUCACCUCCAUCAGCAUCGAGCCGGGUGUGGAAGUUGAGGUCACCAUUGCAGACGCUUAAAGCAAACGAGUAAUACAAUAAAGAAAGAGAACAAGGAAA